Messenger RNA from Metschnikowia bicuspidata var. bicuspidata NRRL YB-4993, 432 nucleotides. RefSeq names its product ribosome biosynthesis protein. NCBI's taxonomy places the organism in Eukaryota, Fungi, Ascomycota, Pichiomycetes, Serinales, Metschnikowiaceae. Bases 1 to 432 code for a protein of 143 amino acids. The transcript has a single exon. The record is from RefSeq and is a predicted model, not a curated record.
AUGACCGACUUCAGUCUAGACGAUGUUCUCAAUCUCGAGGAUGGUUAUUAUGAAAAGGGCUUCCACGAAGGCCAUGAGCACUCUGCAAAAGAGCAAUUUAUGGAGGGCAAGGUAUAUGGUCUUCAGACCGGAUUCCAGAGGUUUCUUAUUGUGGGAUAUUUGCACGGCUUGUUGGAAGAAUGGAGUCAAGAAAAGAGCCCUGCAUUGGCAGUCCAUUUAAAACAGCUAAGUACGUAUUUGGCAGCGAUCUCAAUGAGUAAUGACGACCAGGCAGUGGUUCAGUAUGAGAAAUCCGUCACAAGUGCCAGAAAUAAGGCUCGGGUCAUUGCGGCCAUCACAAAAACGGGGGAGAAACUAUCUGCUUUAGACGCUCUUAUUAAAAGUGUCGGUGGCAACCUACUGGUGUCUGAGGAUUUGAACGAAAUGUGGUAA